Messenger RNA from Clonostachys rhizophaga, 525 nucleotides. NCBI's taxonomy places the organism in Eukaryota, Fungi, Ascomycota, Sordariomycetes, Hypocreales, Bionectriaceae. The record is from the annotation of a GenBank genome assembly.
AUGCUUCCCAACUUUCAAUUACGACACGGCAAGGCUGAAGACGCCUUGGAAAUAUCGAUACUUGGCUCACGCGUCUUCGCACAUUCUUUCUCAGCCCUCAUGCCAAGUGAAGACUUGAAGAUAUAUCUCUCGCAGUCAUAUUCAGCCACUAGCAUCGCUGCAGAGUUAGAGGAUCCUGCUGUAACCUUCAUUGUUGCAACGGAAGGCAAUGCAAUUCUUGGCUUCGCCCAGUUGAGAAGAGAUAGUUCAGAAAGGUGCAUUGACAAACUCGACAACAAGAUCCAAUUGCAACGACUCUACGUUAGCGAGAAGCACCAAGGGAUUGGGCUAGGAAAGCAGCUGCUUUUGAGAGCAGAAGAAGAGGCAGCGUUGAUGGGAUUCAAGAAUAUAUGGUUGGCGUCAUGGGAGCUCAACCCAAAUGCAGAGCGUUUGUACAGCAGGUCUGGUUACCAUAAGCAUGGGCAAAUGACAUUCAAAUUAGGGAAUUCGAUGUUGAAGGAUUGGGUUAUGGCCAAACCUCUAUAA